AUGGCGCCCGCUCACGGCAAAAAGUACGCCGUUGCUUCGGAGAAAUCAUCAGGCCCCGGCCAUGCAGGCAAUAACACCAUUUAUGCACAAUCACACCCGCGUGCGCCAAUUGCUCAGGCAGGCCCCGCGCAUCAUCCUCAUGCACAUCCGCGCAGCAGCGUCAACAACAGCAUCCCGGGGCCAGGCCAACACGCCAUUCAUAACCCGCAAAUACCACAAAUUCCACUCAAUAAUCCACCGCCGCCCUCUGCCGCACCAGUGCUGGACCCUAACCCCGUCGCUGGUCCUGGCUCGGGUCCUAGUCACGGUCCUGGGGAUCCUGAUGUAAGUCACACCCCAUUUCCCAAAACCCUGACGGCACUGGAAUUUUCAAACUGUUUUGAUUUUCGUAUUUUGGCCAUGCCCUGGUCUGGCCGUUGA
Rhinocladiella mackenziei CBS 650.93 is the source of this 420-nucleotide messenger RNA. RefSeq lists its product as uncharacterized. Bases 1 to 420 code for a protein of 139 amino acids. Lineage: Eukaryota; Fungi; Ascomycota; Eurotiomycetes; Chaetothyriales; Herpotrichiellaceae. The record is from RefSeq and is a predicted model, not a curated record. The transcript has a single exon.